CGUAAAUUUGCAGUGUAAGUUCAACAAUAUCUGAAUAAUGAGUGGCAGAGGUAAAACUGGUGGUAAGGCCAGGGCGAAGGCUAAGACUCGCUCCUCCAGAGCAGGACUGCAGUUCCCCGUCGGUCGUGUUCACAGACUUCUUCGCAAAGGGAACUACGGCGAGCGCGUCGGUGCCGGUGCUCCGGUGUAUCUGGCCGCUGUGCUCGAGUAUCUGACGGCUGAGAUCCUGGAGCUGGCUGGAAACGCCGCUCGGGACAACAAGAAGACCCGUAUCAUCCCCCGUCACCUGCAGCUGGCAGUGCGCAACGACGAGGAGCUCAACAAACUCCUGGGCGGAGUGACCAUCGCUCAGGGCGGCGUGCUGCCCAACAUCCAGGCCGUGCUGCUGCCCAAGAAGACCGAGAAACCCGCCAAAACCAAGUGAACACGAGAGAACACGAUACUCACAAAGGCUCUUUUCAGAGCCACACACAUCCUCUUUAAGAGCCGUUUGAAAUAUGAUGGAUUUAGACUACGAAA
Molecule: messenger RNA, 519 nt
Organism: Carassius auratus (goldfish)
Lineage: Eukaryota; Metazoa; Chordata; Actinopteri; Cypriniformes; Cyprinidae
Product: histone H2A-like
Exons: 1
Coding region: 38-424 (128 amino acids)
Cellular component (GO): nucleosome
Molecular function (GO): DNA binding; structural constituent of chromatin; protein heterodimerization activity
Source: RefSeq, a predicted model, not a curated record